Molecule: messenger RNA, 2383 nt
Organism: Labrus bergylta (ballan wrasse)
Lineage: Eukaryota; Metazoa; Chordata; Actinopteri; Labriformes; Labridae
Gene: glis2b
Product: GLIS family zinc finger 2b
Biological process (GO): regulation of transcription by RNA polymerase II
Cellular component (GO): nucleus
Molecular function (GO): RNA polymerase II cis-regulatory region sequence-specific DNA binding; DNA-binding transcription factor activity, RNA polymerase II-specific
Source: RefSeq, a predicted model, not a curated record
ACGGGCUGGCUGGGCUCCUGGUGGCUGUCUGAGCGCUUCAGACGGUGGUGGGGGAGACGACCAUCAACAAUCAGCGUGUCCUCGAGUGCUCAGAGGAAAUCAAAACAAACAGAAUAACUGCAGAAAAGAAACGCAAACUGCCCCUCCUCGGCAUCUGGAAAAAGCACCGAAGAAGAAGGAGACGAACCUCCCCUUCAACCCCACACCCCAUCGCCAACCCGCCCAAUCUUACCCGACCCACCAGUUCGUGCCAUCCCUCUGGUCUGGACCGCCCUCCUACCCUGCCAGGAGAACCACGACCACCCAUAGGAAACCCCCACUUGACCAGCGUUGCCAUUAAGCGAUGCGCUCUGAAUCUGGAGAAACCACCUUUGCGUUUUUGAUGCACUACACAAUCUGUGGUCUUCGUUUUUCUUCAGCGGGAACACUUGAGGCUACGGAUCUGAGUGUUUAUACUUUUUGACGGGUUUCCAGAGCCAUGAUAACAAGCAGAAUAUAUCUUCACACGGCAACAGACUCGGCUGUCACUCCUUAGAUUAGUCUUUUUUUUUUUUUUUAAACAACCAGCUGUCACAUACGCUGUGUUUGAGCUUCUGUGUGAUUUUCCAUGCUUAGAAAUAUUCCUGACAAUGGUCUGGGAACGGACCGCCUCUUUAGACACCUAGAAAUAUUUUUUCAAGAAGCUUCAGCCCUGUGUUUUGUUUUUGUCAAAGAAAAAGCUACACAUUGACGAGGAGUCAUUGGACACAGACUCCGCUUGAGCCGUAUAGGACUUUGCGUGCGAAGUUUGCACCGGGAAAGAGGGGGGCCAAGUCGGAGAUAUCUCAUCCAUACACGGCAUUUUCCCGGUAAGGUGGGAGGUCGGCGGGUUGCGGUCAUGCUGUCCCUGGACGAGCCCCUGGACCUGAAGCUCCCUCGGCGGGCCAACGGGCGGGACAAGGGGGCGCGUUCGCCCCUGCUUUCUCCGCUGCACCCCAAGCGAGCUCGCCAGCUACGCAUGGCGGAUGAUGGCACGGCAGUCAUAGAGCCCGCCUCGCCAGCAUCUCCACGCACAGGUGUGCAGGUGGUCCCUCAUGACCGAACAGACACCCCCACCCCUCCUGCGGUGGACCUGAGCAUGUCUCCCUCCUCUCGCCACACCCCCAGCUCUCCAGAAAUGACAAACGGCAACUAUGUCUCCUCAGGGAAUUCUCACAUCUCACAGGCCUUUCAGUUUUUCGUGCCAAUCGGAGCAGGGGCAGGACUUCACCUGCCAUCCUCCAUGUUCAUUGGCCAGACAAGCGACAAGAGAGCCUCUCCUGACCUCUCAGCAGAUGAACAACUGGCCUGCCACUGGAAGAAGUGCCAUCUGCUUUUCGACUCCCUGCAAGACCUGGUGGAUCAUGUCAACGACUUCCAUGUGAAACCUGAAAAGGAUUCUGGGUACUGCUGUCAUUGGGAGGGCUGUGCUCGCAAAGGGAGGGGAUUCAAUGCUAGGUACAAGAUGCUCAUCCACAUCCGCACCCACACUAACGAGAAGCCUCACCGCUGUCCCACCUGCAACAAGAGCUUCUCACGCCUGGAGAACCUCAAGAUACACAACAGAUCACACACAGGUGAGAAGCCCUACAUUUGUCCUUAUGAGGGAUGCAACAAGCGGUACUCCAACUCCAGCGACCGCUUCAAGCACACACGCACGCACUACGUGGACAAGCCCUACUACUGCAAGAUGGUUGGCUGCCUGAAGCGCUACACAGACCCCAGCUCUCUCCGCAAGCACAUCAAGGCCCAUGGGCACUUUGUGGCUCAGGAGCAGGGCUCCCCAGGCGGGGUGGGCUCUCUGCUCAGAGGUAGCCAGAGUGGAGGGCUUGCCAGCGAUGUGGGGAAGGAAUCAGACCUGUCCUACGUCAGCGCAGCACACAUUAUCAUCCCAGGUGCGGCUCUCCUUGGAGGCCAUGCUCUGCAGGGUUUUGGUGGUGGCCUGCCAAUGUCCCCGAUAAGUCCUCGGCCCCUGGACCUUAGCACACUGGGCUGCCCCAGCUCACCUCAAGGCGGCCUGGGGGGCACAUCCAUCCUGUCCUUUAACGGCUCUCAUCUGGGCCUGGCCAAGUCCUCUCUGCUCUCCUCUGCAUUCCCCUCCUCUGCCCUCGGCCUGUCCAUGGUGCCAAUGCUGGGGGCCUCAUCUGAGCGCAGGGCCCAAGGUCAGCAAGGGAAGAAGGGCCGGGGUGAGGAGGCCAGGAACGAGGUGACUGGGGGGGUCCUGAACCUAUCCACAGGAGGAGCUCAUGAUCCCCUGUCCUGGGUGGUCAUCCCUCCAGGCACCGUGGUGCUCAAGCCAGCUGUGGUCAACUGAUUCACACACACACACACACACACACACACACACACACACACACACACACAC